This is a messenger RNA of Cuscuta campestris, 2424 nucleotides long. NCBI's taxonomy places the organism in Eukaryota, Viridiplantae, Streptophyta, Magnoliopsida, Solanales, Convolvulaceae. The record is from the annotation of a GenBank genome assembly.
CCUCGAUGUUUCGCCAAAUUGGCUCUCAUCCAAAAUACACUGUUCAGAGAUAACUCUACCUCCCCUACCCCCUCUUACCUCUCUUUACCUAUUUCAAUUUUUGUUACCAAACAAGGUAGAAAAUUUAAUCUACCUCUCCCUACCUUCCUACCCCAAACAAACAUACUGUAAAGGAAAGCCAUGGAAGAGCUAAAGAAGCUACAGAAGCUACAGAGCAUGAUCGGAACGAUGCAAUCUUUCGGAAUCAUCGGCUCUUCCGGCGAGCACGAUUUGUCCUCCAUUCGCUUUCUCGCCGAUCUCGCCCUCUUCUUGGUCGAAGAAUGCUGCGAGCUGGAGAUUGAGACGAAAUGUCAGCUAGUGCUCGAACACCUUCCCAAGUUCUCGCGGGAUUUCUUUGAGGAAGCAUCCAAAUGCGUCUCCGAGACAAAUUCAUUUCAGAAGCCAAUUAAUGAAGAUGGUAAUGAAGACAUCCGAAAUACUGGCACCCUUUGCUGUGAUGAUAAGGUGGGCAUUGGUAGGAAACACGUGGGUGUUAAAGAUGUUGCUCUAAUUGGUCUGGAUGCCAUGCAAAAUGCCAAUUCUACCUUAGAAGACUUUUGUAGGUCAUACUUCAUGUUUCAUGGAAUUGAUGCUCGCCAACCUCAGUCAAUAUUCAAAUACCUACCAAUUCUUUCAUUUACUGAAAGUUUUAUCUAUCAGUUGGAUAGAGUAAAUGAAAAACUUCUGCAACCACCAAAGAGGGAGAAUACCAUUUUAUACAAUAAACCUUGUGGGGGAGUUGAUCGCUUGGCCCUUAAACCUGUCAGCAUCACAUCUGAUGCAUUUAGACCACUGGUUAACGUGCUUGAUCUUCAAGGGCUUUUGACAGAUAGGAUAAAUGAGGAAUUUAGGAACGGAAUUGAAUACUGGUCCCUUGAAAGCAAGCUAUGCUUUGCCCUUGCAAGCAAAAUGGAGAUAUCUGUUACGGAUGUGAUGUUGGCUAUUCAACUGAAGUCCUUUGAUUACCGAGUGCUGAAUCUUCUACUGUAUCAACUCCGCGGUGAAGAGGUAUAUUCUUCACCCAACUAAGGUCACAAAACCCAUUGUAUGUCAUUAAUGUAUAGUGAAUACUCCCCUCAUCCUAGAAACAAAAAAGUCAUGUUUGGUCAAGGAACAACUUUUGAAUUUUGGCGUGUCAAAAAAUCCUACUUUAUCUUUUACUUUUAUAAAUUUAUCAUAAUGAACAUGUGUGUAUUUUUUUGGCUAAUUAAAUGAAAACUUAGCUCCUCAUCGUGUGAUAUGUGGAUAUGCCUUUUUUGGGGGAUAUUGGGUAUUUUUCUAAGCAUAACUUAUUUCAUUGAGAGUCUUUUUUGAAGCUGUUUCCAAGGUGAAUGAGUUGCAUAUGGAAUUCUUAUCAAUUUCGGAGUUCCUUGUGGAGAUAUCUGAUGAUUUGUAAGUAUUCCCCUAAGGGGCAGGUCUGUGUGUUUAAGUUGUUCUAUUAAUUUUAAAUAAUGUAAUAGUAUAUUUAUGUUUAUGAUCUUUGGAUGCAUGUUAUGGAACUCUCAUUUGUCUGGUUCUUGGUUGUAUUGCCAUUUUCUUGCUAGGGACUUUUGAAUUUUAACAUUUUAAAAAAAUUAAUCAUAUCUCCUUUCCCUUUACUGCUUUACAUUUUCCAAGUGAAAGCCAAACACAAUAAGGCAAUCCUAUUUUUUUUAUUAUUUCCCCCUUUCCCUAGAAUAUUCCAGGAUCCAAGCACACCUUUAAGCUCCUAGCAUUUCCCUCACUCUUUGAUAUGGGUAUGGAUUUAUGUUUUCCUAUAUUGAUAAUUGCUUCUUUAUUUGUUGAUUUUAACUGCCUGUCGCAAAACAUCAAUUUGAAUGGCCUUUCUAAUGAGUGAGUGGCUGAUGUCCUCCUAGGUUUGACUACGAGGAAGAUGUAUUGGACAACAAUUUCAAUAUAUUACGGAUGUUUGUCAGAAUCUAUGGAGCUACUGCUGCACCAGCCAUCCUGGCAAAACACAUAACAGAAGCAGAGGAGAAGUAUGACAGUCUUUUGAAAGCGCUAGAUCCCGAACUAUCUGUCACGUAUCAGAAAAGAUGUGAAGAAGCUACUAAAGAAGGUGGGAAGAAAAGUGGGCCACCUCUUGGGACAUGGUGCAUACCCCAUGUCAUUGCAGAUGAAGAUCUAUAUCGGUCCUCGGUUUCAAGCUCUGAGCCUCGUAUAUGAGAUGAUGUCUAUAUUGUGUUGUGAUGACACAUUUAAAUUCAUCCUCGGCGUGGAUAUCUCGGCAUUAAGAAUACUUCCAAGAGCCCGAUGACACCCGAUUCGUGUGUUAUAUUCAUGUCUUAAAAGAACUAACCACAACAAUAAAGUUAACAAGAUUAGAGGCAAUAUGCAUAUCUAAUAUCUUAGUUCUAUACUUACAAGUAAAGAGACUCUUUUUUG